UCCAUUUUUAUUUUGGUAAAUGUCCUCUAGUAUAUUCAAUCUCUGCCUUUUUUUUUUGUUUGCAGAAGUUUCACAUUUUAUUUUUGUAAUUUACAUUUAUUCACUUUCAAAUAUGAAAAAACUAGUUACUAAGAUUCCAAUGAAGGUGGUACAGAUAGCUACUUUCAUAUUUAUUUUUUCUCUUAAAUAUAUUUGAAAUAUGAAUUUUGUAGAAAUCCACAACCUGUGAAAUUGUACCCAAUGAUAUUAUGUUGUUUCUCUGUCUCUCACAAGCACAUUUGAUUUGGAGGAGAAGGAUUAGCUUGAGUUGUGUAACUAUAAAAUGGAGAAUGUGAAGCGCGCAAGAAAACAUUCUGAUUCUUAUUUAUCAGCUUCGUCGUCCUCUGAUUCUUCUCUCGAACUAAGUACUCAUCCAAAGGAAGACAAUGCUGCGACUCCAGCAGCCUUGUCUUCCCCUGAUGUUUCAGCUUCUCAGGCACCUCAAUGGAGCAUGAUAAGUUCAUCUCCGCAUGAAGAAACAGGAAAUCCGUUAUUUGCGCAGCCAAUAAAAUCCCCUCCUCCGUCUAUAGAUCAUCCUCCAGGUUAUGAUCCUAAUCGUAUUCCAAAAUCCAUAUUUUCGAGCAAACCUACGACCACAGACUGGAGUAGUGCUUCAAAUGAGUCAUUGUUUAGCAUUCAGAUGGGAGCCAGUAGCUUCUCUACAGAUUACAUGUUACCUAAAUCAGGAGAAGUACAACCUGAGGAGUGGAAAAAUUCAACAGUCAAUCCAUCUGAAAUUAAAUCCAACGAAAAUAAGAGCUUAUCUUCACCUUCUCCCCACCCUCUUAUGGAAGAUAACAACGAUGGGAAAAGUACAAGACCUUUCGAAUUAGGUCCUGGUAUAAACCUUAAAGAGGAAAAAAUUAUGAAUAAUAAUAUCAUACAAAAAGCACCUACAAAUAUCGAGCCUACCUUCAACAAGUCUGAUGAUAGAGUUAAUCCUCCAAUUGAAGAAACUCAUAUUUCGUCACCUGUUCAUGCUUCUUCACCUUGCUACUCCGAGGCGAGUGGAAAUAGCAGCAAAUCAUUUGUUUUCCCAGUACUAGUAAAUGAUGGUGGGAAAAGCAACUCGCUGAAAAGUGCAUCUGAAAAAGUAGAAAAAUCUGAGCCUCAACCUCAACCAGAGUUCCAACCUGAUAUACAACAACUACAAAAACAAUCAGAAUCACUGCCUAAAGUAGCUGAGAAAAGUUGGUGUUCAUGUUUGACUUGUUGGCCUCGCUGUUGUUGAUAUAUAUAUGUAUAUGUACACACAAACAUAUAUGGUUCUCUGUCGAGCAUGCAAUGACUUAAUGAGAGGAACUGAAAAUUAGGAUUAUCUUCGUGGGUGAAUCUUGAAUUAUCUUUCGGCACCAAACAGGCCUAGCCAGUUGCAUCACAUGAAUGAAGUAUGCUUUUUUGACCUCAUCAAGACAGGUACAUUUCAUUUGGCCUGAGUAUCCACAACAAGGACGUGAUCGGGUCAUUUUGAGGACGAAAUCCUCAAUUGUCUGCAGGCAGAUGGAGCAACACCACAACUUUGCUAAUUGAAUCUAUCAUUAUUUUUAUAACUUGCCGUUGCUGUAAAACACCAAGCUGAACCUAUUACUAAUUCUUCCUUUGUAUUGUGCCCGCCACUAUAUAAAAAUGAUCUUUAGCGGCGAUUUAUUAGUUCAAUUGUCGUUAAAUAUGUAUUUUUUAGCGGCAA
Solanum lycopersicum (tomato) is the source of this 1726-nucleotide messenger RNA. RefSeq lists its product as uncharacterized. NCBI's taxonomy places the organism in Eukaryota, Viridiplantae, Streptophyta, Magnoliopsida, Solanales, Solanaceae. The record is from RefSeq and is a predicted model, not a curated record.